UUUCUUUGUUCAUCAAAGUUAAAAAGAAUUUAAACAAAUGUUGAUUAUUUGAAAUUAUUUUGACAACUUUAGCAAUUUAUACGAAUAUAACAUGGAAAUUGUUCCAUUUAUACGGGACUAGCACUGUUAUCCCCUCCACGAUAUAUUAAGAACUAGAUUCGCCAUAUCAUUAAACGUAGUGCUUUAUAAUGUUACCCGGUAUUAUUAAAAUUUGCGAAAAAAUUAUGCCGUGACAGCAUACAUUUCAAAUGUGGUAUUUUUUCAAAGAUAUUUAUAAUUGACUGUGAAAAUAAUCGCGAGGUCAAAUUAAAAAAAGAACAUAUAAAGAGUUAAAAGAUACUUCAUUGUAUAAUAUUAAGUGGAAUAUGGAUACUAAUUUAUGUGAAAAAAAUGAGAUUGAAAUGCAACCAGAUAUUGUAACAUUGCAAGAUACUUUACGUAAUAAAAAUCAAAAGGUAGAAGUAUCCACUUGUCAAUGUAUGGUUAAUGAUGAGUUGACAUAUACACAAAUAAGAGAAAAGAAAAUACAUAUGGAUGCAACAAGUAGUACCUUCAAGCCAAAGAAAAACGUAACAAAAAUGAAAGUGAAGAAACAUAAAAAUGAAGGAGAAUCAAAUUAUGAAUCUACAAAGUUAGAAGAUAGUCUAACUCAAGUGCUACAAAGAUUUAAAAGAGGAUGUGAAUGUCAGGAUGAUCAGUGCUUUAAAGGUUUAAAUCCUGAAACAGUAUAUCGUCAUAGAUUGAAUAUUGCAGAAUUAACAAAGGCUGAACAUGAUAUGUAUUUAAUGGGUGUUACCAUGGCCUGUUUGACCAAUCCAUAUGAAACGGUACGACAUACAGAGCGACGUAGAUUACGUGCACAAUAUGUAUAUCAGGGUAGAAGAGUAUGUUUGGAUGCUUUUUUAUACCUAGAAAACUGUACACAUUAUCAAAUAAAACGAAUUAGGAAACACUUAAUGACCCAUGGUGUUACCCCACGAGUUCAUGGAAAUCAUGGAAAAAUUCCUCACAAUACGUUUUCCUUAGAUAUUUAUAAAAUUGCUACAGAAUUCUUAAAAAAUUUUAUUGAAUUGCAAGAAACAAAACAAAAGACGAAAGUUGCAAAAAAUGCACAAUUACAUCUUCCAUCAAACAUUACACGCAAAGUAGUGUACAAUUCAUAUAUACAGUAUUGUAGAAAAAUGUCUCCUGAUAUAAAAAUAAUGGGGUAUUCAACAUUUAGAAGAUUUAUGAAAGUUCAAUUCCCACAAGUAAAAUUUUCUAAGUUAGAAUUCAUGAUCAGGAAUCAGAAUAUACAGAAUCAAGGAUGUAGUAAAACUGACUUGGAGAAAAAAGAUACAAUUGAUGAUGGAACAUCCAAAUCAGCAGAUCUGAUAACAGAAGGCAAUGCCAUAUUACCUUUAUUAAUUGCUAGCCAAACAGGACAAAGUGAUACUUAUUUUUUAACACCAAUUAGCAAACUACAAGAUGGCGUGAGUUAUCAGAUAACUACAAGUGGACUUCUAGUCAAUAAAUCAGCAUUACCUGUCUAAAAUAGA
Molecule: messenger RNA, 1538 nt
Organism: Bombus impatiens (common eastern bumble bee)
Lineage: Eukaryota; Metazoa; Arthropoda; Insecta; Hymenoptera; Apidae
Exons: 3
Coding region: 366-1532 (388 amino acids)
Source: RefSeq, a predicted model, not a curated record